Molecule: messenger RNA, 2200 nt
Organism: Dermatophagoides pteronyssinus (European house dust mite)
Lineage: Eukaryota; Metazoa; Arthropoda; Arachnida; Sarcoptiformes; Pyroglyphidae
Product: sodium-dependent nutrient amino acid transporter 1-like
Biological process (GO): sodium ion transmembrane transport; nitrogen compound transport; amino acid import across plasma membrane
Cellular component (GO): plasma membrane
Molecular function (GO): L-amino acid transmembrane transporter activity; amino acid:sodium symporter activity
Source: RefSeq, a predicted model, not a curated record
AAUGAAGAUUUUUAAUUAUUAUUUCAAAUUUUUUCUUCAUUUGAAAACAUUAUUCAUUCAUCAUAAUCGAUUUAAGCAUUGACAAUAAUAAUAAGUGAUCAUAAGUGGAGUGACAGUUAUUUGGAAUUAUAUGAUAUAUCUUGUCUGUUGAAUUUGAUCGUAUAUAAAAUACUUUAAAACAAAUCGAAUCUUUGGAAUUUUUUUUUUGCUAUUUAUCUAAGAAAUGACUUAUCAAUCCGAGAGCGAUGAUAUUGAAAAAAUAAAAAUGCGUGACACGAAGGCUACAUCAUCAAAAUCUAAUAAAGAUCGUGGUCAAUGGUCUACCGGUAUCGAAUUUCUUCUGUCAUGUAUUUCGAUGUCAGUUGGUUUGGGAAAUGUUUGGCGUUUUCCAUAUGUUGCCUACGAAAAUGGCGGAGGAGCAUUUCUUAUUCCAUAUUUUAUUUUACUUUGUCUGAUUGGUCGACCAAUCUAUUAUUUGGAAUUAAUACUUGGCCAAUUCAGUGGCCGAGGACCGAUCAAAGUAUGGAAAUGUGUUCCAGCAAUCAAAGGAUUGGGCUUUGCUCAACUUUUAUCAACAUCAUACAUUGCAAUAUUCUAUAAUUAUCUGAUGGCUAUUUCCAUCUAUUAUUUUAUUGCUUCAUUCUCACCAACAUUGCCAUGGACUAAUUGUGAUCAAUCUCAAUCGUUUAAUGUUAGCUGUCCAGAAUUUUAUUACGAACGAAUUGUUUUGAAUAAAUCCGAUGGUCUUUGGGAUCUGAAUUCUAUUAGCAUCGAAUUGAUAGGAUGCUUAUUUGUUUCCUGGACGCUUGUUUAUCUAAGUAUUGUCAAAGGGAUAACAUCAUUGGGCAAAGUUGCCUAUUUUACCGCCAUUUUUCCAUAUGUUGUUUUAAUAACAUUACUUGCUGUUUCAUUGACUCAAGAUGGCGCUAUCAAUGGAAUUCUUUAUUUCUUACGACCGGAUUUUGCAAAACUUUUGGAUCCAAUUGUUUGGUAUCGUGCAGUGGAACAAUCAUUCUUUUCAUUAGCUGUUUGUUUUGGAUCCUUGAUAAUGUAUUCAAGUUAUAAUAAUUUCAAUAAUAAUGUAAACAAAGAUGCCAUCAUUAUUAGUGUAUUGGAUACAUUUACUAGCCUUUUAGCUGGAUGUGUAAUAUUCUCCGUAUUGGGAGCGAUGGCAAAUGAAAAAGGUGUCGAAAUCAAGGACGUCGUAACAAGUGGCACUGGUUUAGCAUUUAUCGCCUACCCUGAAGGAUUAAGUAAGAUAAAAUUUCUUCCACAAUUAUGGUCAAUAUUAUUUUUCUUCAUGCUGUUCACAUUGGGCAUUGGAAGCUCCGUGGCCAUGAUUGAAACGAUAUUAACUUGUAUCAAAGAUGAAUUCGAAUCGUUACAUAAACACAAAGCAAAAUUAGCGUUGGCAUUCUGUGUCUUUUUCAUGUUACUAGGAAUACCAUUAACUACAGAUGCUGGAUCGUACAUUAUGUUACUGUUGGACAAUUAUGGUGUUGGUACAGCAGCUUUUCUUUAUGGUAUCAUACAAAUGGUGGCCAUUGCUUAUAUUUAUGGACUAAAUAAUUUUAAUGAUGAUAUACAUUUUAUGCUCAAACAAAAGCCUUCAUUAUAUUGGAAGCUGACAUGGGGAUUCAUUACUCCAUCCGUAUUGGCUAUCAUAUUCAUCUAUGGUAAUAUUCUCAUAAUGAUGGAUGAACGAGUCAAACCAGGUAUACCGAAUUGGGGAAAUCAUAUCGGUUAUGUUCUAGCUGGAACAGCAAUCAUUCAGAUUCCGUUCUGGAUGUUGAUGACCAUAAGCAAACAAAAAGGUGCUACCCUUUUUGAGAAAAUACAAUUGGCAUUUAGACCAACCAAUGAUUGGGGACCAAUCGAUGAGGAAAUAUUCACUGAAUGGUCACACUUCAAAGUUGACAAUACUUUUAAUAAAGUGUUCAAUAACCAUAAUCCUCACUCGGAUCCGACAUCGAUUAUAACCAAUUUUAAAGAGGAUGGUUCUGAUAAUUUUGGUUUCUCAUCGGAUGAAAUUGGAGCAAGAUUAUCAGUGAAAAGUUCUUCUAAUAAAAAAUCCAAUUCUACACAUUUGGACAACAAACUAGUCAAAUAAAUAAGCCCGAUCAUCAUCGUCAACAACUAUUAACCAUUCUACGAUUUCUCUCAAUCAGAAAAAUUAACAUUCCAUAAAUGAUUGUUUUUU